CUUCUGACCUACAUGCUGUGUGUAUAUCAGUUGCAACAGAGAUUGAAACCAGCAUACUUUAUGGUGAUAAAAUGUAGGAACGACGAUUAAUGCUAAACUUUUGAUAAUUUCAAGAUGCGUUGUCAGAUAACACAACCGAAUUCUAUAGUUUUAGAAGUGGAUGUAGACCCUAAAUCGAACGGACAAGAAGUUCUUGAAAAGGUUUGCCAGCAGCUUGGUAUCGUGGAACAAGAUUACUUUGGACUCCAGUUCCAUGGUGCUAAAGGUGAACUUUUGUGGCUGAACAGCAGGAACCCAGUUUGUAAGCAAGUGAAUGGACCUGUUCCAUACAGGUUCCAGCUCCGGGUCAAGUUUUAUGUUCAACCUCAUAUGCUUCUGCAGGAAGAAUGCAGACACCUGUUCUACCAACAAGUGAUACAAGAGUUGAGGAGUGGGAAACUCCAUGUAAGUGAUGAGGCUCAUUUGGUGCAGAUUGCCUCCCUUUGUGCCCAGGUCGAGUUAGGAGACCAGACAGACAAUCCUAUGUUGCUGCAGCUGUAUGAGAAAAUUCUGGAGGGUUUGACCCCUGACCCCACUAGUGACCUGGUCAGAGAAGUCGCGAUAGGUCAUGAGAAUCUAUUGAGGGUAACCAAAGCACAGGCAGAGUAUCGCAUGCUACAAGAAGCUUCCCUGAUACCAAACUAUGGAACAGAGUACCACGAGGCAAAGUAUAUGUCGGGCAGCACCGUCCAUGUAGGUGUCGGACCAGAGGGCAUUUUCUUAUACGAUCUCAACAAUGAGUUUGAAAAGUUGGAGUAUUCCAUGGUGAUGAAAGCAAUCCAUGAUAGAAAUAAGGUUAUCCUGGAAGCAUACAACGAUGAGGGGGAAACUACCAAGUAUGAGUUCAAGUUGGUCAGUACGAGAGCUGCCAAUGCUUUGUAUCGCUGUAUUACAGAAAUGAAUUCCUUUUUCCGCUGUGAUACUGUCCAUGAUGAGGUCAGCUUACAAGUGAGCCAUGAUCUCAAGGGGAUGCUCGCUUCGAUCUUCAGUGAUAAUACUGCCAGUGGCCAGAAUUAUGUAUUUGAUGUGAAGCAAACCUGUAAAGAAGUGUAUGAUAGCACUCGGAGAAAACUCCUCAAACAGCAACAGGUACCCAUGACACCAGCAGCUAGCCAUGAGGACAUAUUACAGGCAACAGACAACAAGGAAAACUGUGAACAGCAACAAUAUCAGAUGUUGAAGGAGAAAUUGGAGACAAUCCAGGACUCGUUUGUAUGUAAAGUGUGUAUGGACAAUGGGAUCUCUACAGUGCUGUGUCCGUGUGGUCACAUGGUGUGUUGUAAUGACUGUGCAUCUCAGCUGGCGGAGUGCCCGCUGUGCAGGACUUCUAUACAGACUGUGCAACCUGUUUAUCUCCCGACAGCUUUCUCGAUGAAAACGUGACGAUUGUGUCAUGGGGAGAGGGGAGGUUUUAGCUGUCAUGACAAGAAAGACUUGUAAGAAUGCAUUACUGAUGAACAAGAACCAGUAGUUCUGAUUUUCAUGAGAUUGUGACACCAGCAGUUAUCCUGAGUUUUGGAUGGAUACUGUUUAUGAAGGUUGUAUUUGGUCAUGAUGGCUAGACAGAGACGAUUAUCGGGAUUGUGCAUUUGACUUCACAUAAAUCAUGAUCAGUCAUUAACAUUAUUAUAUUUUUACAUGUUGGAACUCUCUUGUCUCAUCAUUAAUUGUCAAAGUUUUGCCAUUGUUCAUCAUCUAGUUCUGCCAGCAAAAGUUUACAAAAAUAUCAAACUUUUCAUGUUUUAAAUAUGUGUGACCCCAGUGUACUUAGAAAGCAAUAACUAACAUACACCAUCUGUUCAUAGAUAUUUACUAUUGAAUGUUUUACAUGGAUAAAUUCUAAAAUAUUGAAAAGUUUCAAAAAACAUCUGUAAAUAUGUUUCCAUUUAUUUAAGUAUACUUCACCUUGACAUUUUUUUCUCAUCCAUGUUUGUCUAAUAUUUAAACAUUGCUUUGAUAAAAAAACAUUUUAUCAUCAAAUUUGUCCUCCAAAAAAAGCAAUUUUGAACAUAUCUGCCCUACAUAGAUGAAAAGUAUCACAAACACAUUAGUAUUGAUGUGAGAAGAUAUAUUUGAUAAUUUGCUAACAUAGACUUUUUGUGUUUUCCAUAGUCACUCCAGUUGUGUUAAGUUCAGAGAGCUGCAUAUUUUGAAACAGGAUUGAUCAGUCUUUUUAAAUUCAAUGAUUUAGUCUUCAUCAGGCUUUCAAGUAUAAAUCGGUAGGUAAUGUUGGUGAACCCUUUUAUCAUUUAAUAAUUUUUGCAGUAGGUUCAUGCUGAGGUCAUUGUUUAUUUUGCAUAGCUCUGCAGCUAUACAGUACGUGUUAUUUACAAUGUAAAUUUUACAUGGCCUUCCUCUUUCUAUGAAUAAAAACAUUCCUGAGAUAUCUAUAAUUGUGACAGCAUUCUGCGAUUUGUUACUUAGGACUUUCUACAACGAGUAGGAUAUUCAAACUGUAUUAAAUGGCAUUUGUUUAAAAUUGAGUAAUUUUAUAAAACACCUGUGAUAUUCGUUUAAAAAUGUUUUAUGUGGUAUAUGCUGUAGUGCUUUUGUUUCAUGAGGUCAUAGUUUUGAUAUUUACACUAUGGGUUAUUCCCCCUGACAGACACUAUCAAAAUUGCAACAAAUUCACAGGGGAUUUGAUAGUUUUUUUUCAUGCCUCAAAAAUAGGUCAUGUCAUGGUAUUCUGAAUGAUAAGGAUAUAAAUUUUCCUGAUGCAACUGGCAAAUUAUCUUGUCUAAGUGAAAACAUUGAUUUUUUGGUAGAAGUACUGAAGUUUUCCUAUUGGUUAAUUAUUUUUGUGCAUUAAUUAUUUAACAUUGUAUCUAAGUAUUUGUUAAUGGAAAGAAAAUCCGUUUUCAGUGCCUUUGAUAAACUUAACGCAAUUUUCCUUUUUCUUAGAAGGCAGUAAGAAAUACAAUUUACAGCAUAUAUCUCGCCUAGAUAUCAAUACCAGCACUUUUGAUCACUGCAGUUUUCUUUUAAUCUGUACUUUUAUGAAGAUUGUAGACUUGUUUGUAUAUACAGUAUAUGUAGUUUGUGGAAUGAAGAAACACUUCCUCCCACAAGAAUGGUCAUAACAGCCCCACUUUUCAUGUCCUAGGACAGGAUAUGACUUUAUUCAUUGAUACAUUUGUACAGUAAAUUUGUGAUAGAAAACUGCCUUGCAUAUAUAUAUGUUUUUGUCAUUUGUUCAUUUUACUUUGUUUAUUGCAACAAUUGUGUGUCAUUUGUACAUAUUACCACUUAUACUUUAUUUUAAUUUCAACUUUUCACCAUUUCAAAAUUUUAUAAAUAAUUAUUUAUUGAAAUCGUAAAAAUGAUAUCAAUGUGCCAUAAAUGUAAAAAAAGACUAUGUAAUAUAAACCAACAAACCGUGUUAUGAUAUACAUUGUGUGUUUGUAUGCACCAUUAAUUCUGAAUUACUGAGAUAAUGCAACACACUGUUGGUAAAAGUUUGUAGAUCUUAACAUUUUAUUUCUACUUCAACUUGUGGGAAAUUAAAGAAUACAUGAACAUGUAGGAUAAUUUCUACAACCACAAAAACCAAGAAUUGAACAUUUGUUGCUACAUGUACUCCAAUAAAGUUAUACUGGACAGAAACGUAUGACAGGGCCUUACAUACAUUAACGUCAAGUAAAAUGGACCAACCAACAAUCUCUUCUUUACGGUGUUGUAAAAAUGAACAUUUCAUUUGCUCAGUGUUGCCAACUUCCUGGAUUCCAUCAUGUCAACCAGAUAUUGGCGACAUCAUGACCUAAAAUCAUUGGAAAUGCUGGAAUUGCCUGAUAUUUCAUUGCUAUUGAUCAGAGAAGUGCAAUUUUAAAAUGAUCAACAAGAUGUUAAAACAUUCUGAACUUCAUCUUAAUACCUACACUACCAAUGAUCCAAACUCCCUUGCUUUUGAAGGUGUUAACCAGAUAACUGAUGGGUGGAGGUUGGCAACACAUGGCUAAAUGAGUUACCAGUAGUGUGUACACACUGAAUUUUAUGUACAAUUUGCCUGAAUACACUGAAUUUUGUGUACAAUUCGCUUAAAUAUGCUGUAUUUUGUGUACAAUUUGCCUAAAUUCACUGUACAGUAUUUUGUGUAUAUUUUUCUUAAAAGUUCAGUUUUUGUGCACAAUUUGCCUAAAUACACUGUAUUUUGUGUACAACUUGCCUAAUUUCACUGUUUUUUUUGUGUAUACUUUGCCUAAAUACCCUGUAUUUUGCUUACAAAUUGCUAAAAUUCACUGUAUUUUGUCUACAAUUUGCCUAAAUUCACUGUAUUUUGUCUACAAUUUGCCUAAGUUUACUGUUUUUUUUGUGUAUAGCUUGCUUAAAUACACUGUAUUUUGUAUACAAUUUGCAUAAGUUGAGGUUAUGGUACAAUCAUCAACUUCACAUGUAGAAUAUAUACACUAAUAUACAAUGUUUAUUUUUCUUAUGCCAUACUGUGGCGUCCGUCUGUCAGUCAACAACUACCUUGUGAACACAAUAUUCGACAGUAACUUACAGAGCUAUUGCCCUUUGUAAUAAUAUUAUUAUUGGACCUUAUGAAUAUGAUAGCUCGAGUGAAUAUCAACCAAAUUUGAUGAAACUUUGUAUACAGCCAUAUAUUGACAAGAUCUUGGACAAGUUCAAAAAUGGAAAUUAUUCGACUAACUUACAGAGUUAUUUCCCUUUGUAAUAAUAUCAUUUUUGGACCUUGUGAACUUUGUAUGUAGCCAUAUAUCGACAAGAUCUUGGAUGAGCUUGAAAAUGGUAGUUAUUCAACAGUAAUAUACAGCGGUAUAGCCUUUUGUAAUAAUAUUAUUAUUAACAUUAAUAACAUUGAUUAGCUCAUCUGGCCCAAAGGGUAAAUCUAUUAAAAAUGCUACUUGUCCUGAAAAAAACUAAAUGGAUUUUGGUGAAAUCUGGUCAGAAGAAUUAUUUGGCAAUGUUGUUUGUUGAACCUGGACACCCUUGGGGCAGGAGAAAGGGGGCCCAAUUAGAGAAAUGUAAAAAAAAAAAAAAUUUUUUUUUAAAAUACUCUUUCUUUUUCAAGAGUGACAGGAUUUAGUCAACCUGUAGUUUAAGCCACUGUUGGGAGAGUCAGUUCAAAAGUAGGAAAAUAUUUAAAUUUAACUUAAAAUCAUAGUAUUUUGCUGUACUUACUGAAAUAUCCAGGCGAGCGAUGCAGGCCCUCUGGGCCUCUUGUUUAAAACUUGAAUCAAACAAAGUAUAAAUACCAAUCUGGGCUCGGUUGUAAUCAGUCAUGGAUGAUGCGACACAAAUUGUUCUUUGAUUUGAUCAUUGCUACCAACACAUACCUUCCUGAGGUUCUAAAUUAUCAUUAACGGAUAGUCAACCAUUUUACAGCAGUUUUGUUUUAUAAAUGAAUUAAAAUACCAAUGAAGUUAUGGAUAUAUUGGAACAGCUUAGUCCUAAUAUAUCAUUUACAGAGCCAUAUUGAUGUGUUACCGAACUCUCAAUAUUUUAAUUGUUGAUCCGUGAUGAAUAAUUUAUUGGUUUUUUGUUGUUAUUUAAUUCACAACUGUUUUUACAUGUCAGUGUGCUUGGUUAAAAGAAACUUUAACAUUAUUUUAUUUGACUAAGCACUAGAUUUCAAAAUGUCAAACUUGACUUGAAUGCAUCUAGCGAAAAAUAAGUGAAAUUUGAAAUUGGUAUUGAUGUUACUUAGACAUAUUGAUAAUAAGAAUUGUAUUUUAUUGUUUGGGAUGUUAAUUCUGAAUUUCUCAUUAGUGACUUCAGAAAAUUGUCAUGUUUAAAUUUACCUAUGUUGACCAAAGUUCAACCACAAAACAUGAAAGAUAGGCUGCUUCUGUAGAUAUUAUUGCAUUUAUUUUUUAAGUGUUUAUUUUCUGACAAUUAUGACACAAUUUUAAAGAGAAAAUAAAAUAUUUCCAGUUUUGAUGCUCUUACCGGUAACAUACAUAUUGAAGAAGUAAACUUACUUCAGUAACUAAUGCCGUCAUUGAAAGUUAAUUAUAUAAACAAAUGUUCAAUGUUUUUUAUUUGUUUGACGGUAAAUUGGACUUAUGUUACGCUUGUGCUAUUUUGAAGAAAAUGCUAAUGUUUUGCACCAUUUCAGUGUCGGAUUCAGGUUUCAGAUGUUUUGAAGUUUAAAAAAAAAGUUGAAAUUAAGAUCAUUCGCAUUUCAUAAUUCGAAAUAUAUAAAUAUUUUUCUUUUUCAAUAUAAUUACUAUCAGAUUUUUAUUAUAGUAUGGGAAGGAAUUUUAUGGUUGACAUGGUCAAAAUACUUAUUAAGCAAGAGUCCAAGGCAGUGACAUUUUGAAUGUAAAAGUUUAUUAUGAACAUUAUAAUCGUGACUUUUCUUGCUAAGCUGUUCAUCAUUCCAUGCCAUAGAAACUCAGUACUACAUAUCAUCAACAAUGUACUUUACAAUUAUGUGUAAUCAUUUACUUAAUUACAUUCCAGCAUUCGUACCAGAUAUAACAAGUUAACUAAAUAAUGUUUGCAUAGUGAUGUGUGUUCUGUACUCUGAAUAGUAAAUUCAGACAAAUAACUGUACGAAAAAAAAUGCCUAUGUUUCAAUUUAAUUCAUUUGUUCAGAUAGAAACAGGGUAAUGAGCCUCUCUAUUACACAAUAUGCUAUGCUAAUUUAAAUGUCCUGAACAGGGGAAAACUAAUGUAGACUUUAAUUUCUUGUGAGAACAACCAGAUACUUAAAAUAACUGUUAAAUUGUUUAGGAAAUCAUCUGUUUGAAGGGCUAAUCUUAUCCAUUUUUGAGGAUAUUGAUCUUGUUUAUCUGUAAACAGAAUAUUUUAAUCUAAAAAGCAUUGAGAUAUCUGUAAUUUUAAGAAAGACAAUCAUAUCCAAAGGGGUUUUUAUUGAGAUGUGGUUCAUUUAUUGGUGUUAAUUCGAAUAAAUUAAACUAGACAGAAAUGAGGUGCUAUUUGUACUGUGUAAUAUUUGUCUGUUUUGUGAAGCAGUCAUUCUGUGAGGUGUUACAGAAUACUGAUAGUUGAUGUAUAAUAGCAUCAGCUAUUGAAGGUGAAGUUGUUUUCAGGGACACAAGUUAUAUGUUAAUAAGAAAGAGAAAUGUUGAAAUGUGAUGUGUUAAUUUAUCUUUUUUAAGAAAUCAUUGUUGAGUAGAUGUUUGUCUUUCACUUCUUAUUGAAGUAUUUGGUGAACAUAGUAAGAAAUGUAGAUAAUUUAAAAACGAGAAAAAAGACAAAAAAUAAAACAUAACAAUAUA
Pecten maximus is the source of this 7244-nucleotide messenger RNA. Its product is annotated as E3 ubiquitin-protein ligase MYLIP-B-like. Gene Ontology annotation, cellular component: cytoskeleton. The coding region runs from base 115 to 1422 and encodes 435 amino acids. NCBI's taxonomy places the organism in Eukaryota, Metazoa, Mollusca, Bivalvia, Pectinida, Pectinidae. The transcript is spliced from 6 exons. The record is from RefSeq and is a predicted model, not a curated record. Gene Ontology annotation, biological process: ubiquitin-dependent protein catabolic process. Gene Ontology annotation, molecular function: ubiquitin-protein transferase activity.